AUGAUUAAAAACCUUGUGUUACCAUGGAAACAAAUAUUAGGAUUUUUUGUUUCUAGUGGUCCUGUAUCGGGUGAUCGUCUUAAACAAAUUAUGAUACAUACUAUUCAAAAACUAAUAGAAUGUGGUUUGAUUCCAAAGGUUAUAAUUUGUGACCGAGGAUCAAAUAAUAUGAAAAUGCGAAAAUUGUUUGGAGUGACAAUGGAAAAACCUUACAUCACUUAUAAUAAUGAAAAUAUAUUUUUUAUGCACGAUCCUCCACACUUACUAAAAUCUGUUAGGAAUAAUUUAAAAAAAUAUACUUUUACAAAUGGACAUGAAAGUUAUUUUUGGAAAGAUAUUGAAGACUUUUCCAAUAUAGAUAGUAAAAUUAAACCACGAUUAGCAAGUAAAUUAAAAAAAAAUCAUAUAGAGCUUCCACCCUUCUCACCCAUGAGAGUUUGUUUAGCUGCACAGACAUUUAGUAACUCAGUUAGUGCAGGAAUUUUAACAUUAGUUUCAUUUAAUCGUUUGAAUAAUAAAUCAACAUUUACUGCAAAAUUUGUUAAAUUUUUUAACGAUAUAUUCGACUGUUUUAAUAGUAUUAAAAUGAGUGAAUCAGUUGUACUUAAAAGGCCAAUAACAAGAAAUUCAAAACAUUGGUCAUUUUUAGAAGAAGCUCAAAUAUUUCUUUCAACUCUUAAAGUUAAUAAUAAACGAAAAAAUAUCCCCCCUUGCAUACUUGGUUGGCAAGAAAAUAUUAAUUGUAUUAAACUCUUAUACAAUGAAUUAAACAUAAAAUAUGAAAUUGAUUAUUUAUUAACCAGACGUCUAACCCAAGAUUGUAUUGAAUGUUUAUUUUCAAUUUUAAGAUCAAAAGGAGGUAAUAAUGUAACUCCAGAUGCAUCAAAAUUUUUUUCUGCAAUUCGAAUGUCUAUGUGCAACAUGUUAAUUAAUCCAUCUAAUAAUGCAAAUUGUGAAAAAGAUGCAUCAAAGUUUUUAGCAUUAUCCAAAGACCUAAGAGUAAAGAAUAAAGUACAAUUGCAUAAGUUGGCUGACAGUGAUUUUGAUUUUUCCAACAAUUAUGAAGAUUUUCUUAGCAAUAUGAAUAUUAACUACAUUCUUAUGGAUAACGAGACAGCAAAUGGUAUAGCAUAUAUAACAGGUUGGGUUUGUUCUCAAUUAACUCAUAAGGCUUGUGUUGAAAAAUUGGCAUCCAGUAACAAAUCUGAGAAUAGUGCUUCUUUCAACAUAGAUAAUACCUUAAUCAAUAUGAAGGAAUACAAUGAUUGUAAUUUAUUGUACCCUUUUAUAAAAACACUUGAAUAUACAAAGCGUAUAACUGCAUUUAUUAACUCAAUUCAUCAAUUGAAGAAUUACUUUUUAUAA
Molecule: messenger RNA, 1365 nt
Organism: Macrosiphum euphorbiae (potato aphid)
Lineage: Eukaryota; Metazoa; Arthropoda; Insecta; Hemiptera; Aphididae
Source: the annotation of a GenBank genome assembly